Molecule: messenger RNA, 2861 nt
Organism: Cydia splendana
Lineage: Eukaryota; Metazoa; Arthropoda; Insecta; Lepidoptera; Tortricidae
Exons: 2
Coding region: 306-2048 (580 amino acids)
Source: RefSeq, a predicted model, not a curated record
UAAGAAGUCACUUAGUUGAUGACCUAUUUGCAUUUAUGCUUCUUAAUACAAUGACUACUAGCGCUAAGAGGGAUGACGUAGUGAUUUUCAAUUUGGUCGUGCAGUAUACCAUUUGUUGUCAAUCUAGAAUCUUUGUCGCAAUUUUAUAUUUUACAUUUCGCAGGUAUUCUGAAAUAAAACAUUGCAUUUUCUUUGUUAUAAUGACGUGAUACAUUUAAUUACUCUUUGUUACUCGCUGGAGGAUUGAUAAAAGCUGAUUGGUACGAGGCGUAUUUUUCUGCGAUAGACGCCUUAGAUGGACAAAAAUGGCGUUUUCUCUCAGGAAGAUGCUUUCUAACAUCAAUUAUUUCGGCAAACCAGGGGAUACUGGGUACGAGGAGACCAAACGGGCGCAAAAACAUUUUGGCGAAACAUCAGAAAGCAUAGAUUUCGAGAGAACGGAGCCCGACUCUACAUCCAGGUAUGCAACAAGCCUUAAAUUACCCGAAUCAGUCAAAAAUUUUGCUGCUAAGAAGUCUUCUCUCUCAGAUACUGACAUCUUAAACGUCCCUGAGACGCCAGUUUCAAAGAAAGCUAAAAGAAAAUGUAAAAAACUGAAGGUAGAUGUAGACGCAAGAAUUAGCGAUAGCCAGGAAAAUUCAGAUGACACCCCCAGCGAGAACACACCUAAACAUGUGCAUUUGGAAAUCCAGAGUGCUGAUAUAUUCAAAGACUUUGAUUUUAACAAGUCAUUUGAUUUUGGUUUGUCCGAUGAUGAUUCUGAUGAUAAUGGUGAUAUCCAGUCUCUCUCAGACCAUUCGGACUCCGAUGGUUCUAUAACAUCACGAGAGAAAGUCAAAAUGUGUCGCAAAGUACAACCAAUUCAGGAAGAACAGUUGAUACGGUCCACCAGCCUCGAGUCUUUUGGAGACGUGGAGUUGGAUAAGAAUGAAGAAGAAAGGAUCUCACUCCUUCUCAACUAUCAAAACAAAUUAGAGAAAAUUGAUUGUUUCGUGAAAAAACUUCUGUCUGAUUUCCAGUUUAAUAUAGAAGUCUCUAAAAUAUUUCAUUGCCGAUCUCUUGUGCCAACCGUACCAGGGGGUGAAGUCAAACAGCCGAAGAUGCUAGAUGCCGCAUUUGUCGACAGCCGCGCUCCAAGCCCUUCAGGCCCAUGGAAUGUCAUUGUCGAAAAAGAAGACGUUAUUACCAAGCAGAAAUUUAAAAAGCAGCUCAUGUCUGUGAAACAUACUAUAGAUGAAUUUGUCAAUUGUUAUUUAAAUGAAUCAAAAGAAAGAAAACCUUUUACAACUAAACUGAGGAGUAAGAAGAAAAUGCGACAUUUUGAUUUUCCAGAUCUCCGUGAAGCAAUGGUUAAUCUGUUUGGCACAGAAGAACAGGACACAGAUCUGUGUGACUCCAAAUGUGUCUGCAACUGUCACUCUCACUCUGAAACCGACUCGGGCUUGACCUCCAAAUCGGAUGAAAGAUCUCUAUCAAAUCAGUCUAUAACAUCAUCAAUCGGUAACUUCAGCUUAGAUUCGUCCACUUUAACAGCUUAUUCCGAAUCUCUUGAUCAAAUUGUCAGCUACUGCAGCUUCCAAGACACAAGCCUGUACUGUGACUUGCUGCAAACACCAGCCAUUGAACGUAUCACAUUCUACGUACAAGUCCACAGUGUUCAACUCAAGAGUGAAGCGAGCAAUCAAGAAUUUGAGUGCAAGAAUGUUAUAAAAUUCUACUGCCCAACUUGCAAAGUCACCGAAACUGACGAGAACAGUCUGCUACGUCACAUUUUGAGCCAAACACAUUGUGAGAAGAUACAUUUCCAAUACAAAACAGCAUAUAUUAAGAAGUGUGUUGCUGCCGGAAAAGAAAUACAGCCAAGUACAGUGCUGAAUCCAAUGACAAUGUACCGGGAUGUUAACAAGAUUGUCUGCUUUGGAGAAGCCGUGUACGCCUGCUCUCUGUGCUUCGAGAAUCCUAUCGCUGGCGAAUCCAUCCUGAUGGCACACAUUUCAGAGCCUGAACAUAUUGAGAGACGAGAAAAGUUAGAUGAAAUCAUAGAGUAAGUGCAUGGUUUUUUUUAUUAUCUUAAAGAGCAUGUGUCAAUAUUCUACUCAAUAAUAUUUGUGCAAUCAAAUAAUAUUAGCUUAUGAAGUAACCCAAUUUGAUUAUUUCAAGCAUAAUACACACAGUUGACUCAAAUACACACAUACUCUUUAAAAUUGCAAUGUAAUUUCAAUGAUUUAAAUCUGUCAAGAAAAUUAUAGCUAUGUAAAUUCUAAAUUCAUUACAAAUUAGAAUUGCAUAGAUUUUUUUUGACAGAAUUGUUGGCUUUGCAAUAACUGUCGAAAUGUAAUUUGACAGUAUAUCGCAAUGCUGUUUAUUAUGUUAUGCAGUUUCUGUCCUUUUAUUUAUAAUAAAACACAAAAAUGAUUAAAGAAAUACUAUAUUGGGCUUCCUUUUAAUCAAAAUACAUUUUAAAAACUAAAUCAAAGGACAGAAAUAUAAUUUAUUUAUGUUUUUAUUAUUUACAUACUCUGAACUCUAAAAUCAAUUCUAGUUUCUUUUCUAGACUUAUUGGUUACCAUAUUUACAUUUUUACACAAAAAUAAUAAUAACUUUAAGUAGUAUCCUAAAUCUAGCUCAAAUAUUUACUUUUCUUCAAUUCGAGUUAUCUUUUAUUAUAUGCCUUUUUAUUUAUCGUCCUUUUUACGAAAAAAAAAAGCGGUUAAUGCCAUAUUGUUGUUGAUAUAAGGUUGAAGUUGUUUUUGUUUGAGUUUGCUGACCAAAACCGCUAGAUGCCGCUACUGCCUAUGCCUACCAAGCAUACUAUUCUGACUAUUUAUUACUAUUUCUAAUAUGCCCCGAAUAUUACACAG